GUCCCAAUAUGGGUUGCAAUUCAUAUGAAGUGUAAAUCUCAUAAAUAGUGAGCCCGUCUCUCUCUCUCUCCCUCUCUCAAGAUGUCAGAUGGCCGGCUUUGCCGAUGCUACAUACUCCAAGACAAAGCCUUUGUGCAAGCAUAGUAAGCUCCAAAGUUACAAACACACAACGCUACUUGACAUAUAUUAAAUUAUGAAACUUACAAGAGCCUAGCCUCUUUUCGAAGGGCAAAACAAGAACACCACUAGGCCUUACGAACAUCGAAAACGUCAUCUCCAAACAAUACACAUUCCUAUAAAUUUCCACAUCUACCUCAUUUUGAUAACACAGUCUAAAGAGAACAAUCAUAUAGAAGAGAUCGAAGCACUCAUAGCAAAGAUGUCUGAUGUCAUUCUUUUGGACUGUUGGGUGAGUCCCUUCUGCAUGAGGGUGAAGAUUGCCCUGGAGGAAAAGGGCAUCAAGUAUGAAGACAGAGCUGAGGAUCUCAUUGGAGGCAAGAGUGAACUGCUGCUCACAUCGAACCCGAUUUACGGGAAGGUGCCGGUGCUGCUUCACAAUGGAAAACCAUUGUCUGAGUCGAGCAUCAUCGUUGGCUACAUUGAUGAGACCUGGGCUUCACCACCACUACUCCCAUCUUGCCCUUAUGGUCGGGCUCAAGCCAAGUUCUGGGUUGACUUCAUUGACAAAAAGUUGUUCGAUGCAGGCGGCAACAUAUGGAAAACCAAAGGAGAAGCACAAGCGGUGGCUGUAAAAGACUUCAUAGAGAUCUUAAAGCAGCUGGAGGGUGGUCUGGGAGACAAGGAUUACUUCGGUGGCGAUAGCUUUGGUUUCGUGGACAUCAUAGCGAUCGCUAUAACCAGCUGGUUUAAUGCAUUCGAAAGGUUUGGCAACUUCAAGGUUGAAGACCACACCCCAAAGUUUUCAGCUUGGAUUAAGAGGUGCUUGCAGAGAGAGACAGUAGCCAAAGUCAUUCCAGACCCAGAAAAGGUUUAUGAAUUUGUCCUCUUUCUCAAAAAGAUGAACAGUAUUGAAUAGAGAUCGAAAUCGGCCAACUUGUUUGAUGGAUCAAAA
Molecule: messenger RNA, 1072 nt
Organism: Prunus avium (sweet cherry)
Lineage: Eukaryota; Viridiplantae; Streptophyta; Magnoliopsida; Rosales; Rosaceae
Product: putative glutathione S-transferase parC
Biological process (GO): glutathione metabolic process
Cellular component (GO): cytoplasm
Molecular function (GO): glutathione transferase activity
Source: RefSeq, a predicted model, not a curated record